GUUCUUACACUCAUUUUGUAUAAUUAAUUAUAUAUAAUCACUGUCAACUUGUCCCCUUGUCUUUGUAAUUUGGAAACAAGAACUGGAUUUUUUCACUAUGUUCUUUGUGUUGAGAGUUUUAAAUCUCAAUUGCUAAGGCUGUAAAUUAAUUAAAAGGAGAUUUAGAAUGUUUUUAUUCGUCUCUUUUGUUCCUACUCCAUCUCACAACCCUUCUUUGUUCUUAGUCGAUGUACAUUUUGUUUGAUAUUGAAUCAAAAUCUAUUUCCAAAAUAAAACCCAGCAAGAGAACUUAACAUAAAAGCAAUUUUUGACUUAUAUAAUUAUCGUCUCAUCUCAUGCAAGAAUCAUUGGUCCGUCCUUGUAAGAGACUCGUAUAUAUAUUUCGUGUAUUCAUUGUUCAUCGACACCGCUUAUAUAUACUCAAAAGUCCAAACUAGGAGCAGUUGGUUCUUCUUCUUCUUCAGUACCUUUUUUUUUUUUUUUUCCUUUCUUGAUUUAUGAACACAUUGGGGAGAAUUUUGCAGCAAAAGAGGCAGAGAGAAGGAUUUUGUGGGGUAUUGAAUUUAUUUUGGUAAGGUGAGUUGGAUUGGAAAAUAUGGAGAGAGGCUAUGGAGGGGGUUAUUCAUAUGCGAAUGGAGUGGUGAUGACCAGAGACCAGAAGCCAAGGCUGCGAUGGACUGCUGAUCUUCAUGAGCGAUUCGUGGAUGCUGUAACCAAACUUGGUGGCCCUGAUAAAGCAACUCCCAAGUCAGUGUUGAGGUUGAUGGGCUUGAAGGGGUUAACAUUGUACCAUUUAAAGAGUCAUUUACAGAAAUAUAGGCUGGGACAGCAGGCUCGGAAACAGAAUGGUGGAGAACGAAACGACGAGAGUGAUGGGGGCUUAUAUGUUCAGUUCGGCAAUCAAUCCUGUGGGACAAGCACCAGUUCAUCAAGAGUUGAUAGCAGAGAAGGAGAUGUUCCGAUUGAUGAAGCUCUAAAGUGCCAGAUUGAAGCCCAAAAGAGGUUACAAGAACAGCUUGAGGUGCAGAAGAAACUACAAAUGAGAAUAGAAGCCCAAGGGAAGUACUUGCAAGCAAUGCUGGAGAAAGCCCAGAAUGGCCUUUCACUAAAUGUGAAUUCCAAUGCGAAUCUAGAAGCGGCAAAAGCUCAAUUGACAGACAUCAAUUUGGCUUUGUCGAGUCUUAUGGAGAAUAUGAAUGCAGAAUCUUCGAACGGAUUAAGUACUGCAGCUGCAAGGAACAAUCACUACAACACAGUAAACAGUUCUUUUCAGUUUCUCGGCGGAGGGGAAAGAGAAGAAGCCAUAAACAUCAAGGUCGAAGAAGGUUCGAUGCAUUUUGACUUGAAUACCAAUAAUAGCUAUGACUAUGUUGCUGCAAAUGGAUCUGAAAUGGAACUCAACAUGCUUUCACUUUGAAAAUAAAAUACCACCAUUAGGACUAUUCAUGUAUUCUUCGUCGUAUGCCCUCCAUAGCUGCUUAUACAUAUAUGAAAGUUGCACCUUGAUACAUGCCAAUUUUGUGAGGAUCCUAAAAUGUUCCAUGGUAAUUGUGGGCUGAUAAAAAUAGAGCGAUUUAGAGGGGUAUAGCACUGGAAAAAAAAUUUCAUGCAUCUCUAGACAUUUUUGUUUCCAUGAGCUUGUUUGAUGCUUAAAAUGUCCGUAGCAGAGAACAAUUUCCUAAUUACUCUGUGUUUUCUUGUCCACUUUCUUCUUUCAUUUGAUUCAUUCUCUUAAUGUUCUUCAGAGAUAGAAAUACUGAGAUUGAAA
Molecule: messenger RNA, 1768 nt
Organism: Tripterygium wilfordii
Lineage: Eukaryota; Viridiplantae; Streptophyta; Magnoliopsida; Celastrales; Celastraceae
Product: myb family transcription factor PHL11-like
Exons: 6
Coding region: 596-1417 (273 amino acids)
Molecular function (GO): DNA-binding transcription factor activity; DNA binding
Source: RefSeq, a predicted model, not a curated record